Molecule: messenger RNA, 2813 nt
Organism: Alexandromys fortis (reed vole)
Lineage: Eukaryota; Metazoa; Chordata; Mammalia; Rodentia; Cricetidae
Gene: Tmem190
Product: transmembrane protein 190
Exons: 5
Coding region: 1402-1935 (177 amino acids)
Biological process (GO): hematopoietic progenitor cell differentiation
Cellular component (GO): inner acrosomal membrane
Source: RefSeq, a predicted model, not a curated record
CUAGGCUUCUUGGGAAACAGGAUCUAAACUCAGACCCCUCCCUCCCACAGAAUGGACAACAGCCCUCUUCCCUCAGAUCUGGAAUCCUGGAGGCCCUAGACUUAGAAUCAAAGGUCCAGACCCUAACUCCUCCCUCAGACUUUGGGAACCCUCCUUGAAAUCCUGGAGUCUAGGAUCUAGCCUUCUCCCCUACUUAGACUCAUAGUCCGAGCUUUAGGACUCCAAGACCUAGCUUUCUCUGCUCAGACCCACUUAGGGUCCUAUACCCACUUCUCCUCCCUCAAAUAAAGAUCAGGACCUAGUCCUCCUUUCCUACUUAGCCCCAGGGACCCAGAUUCCAGUUUUGCUUCUUUCCUUCAAUCCAUGGUUCCCAUCACCAGCUCUCCCGCUUCCUCAGACCCAAGGGUUCAAUUCCCCAGACCUUGCCACUACCUCAGAUCCAGUGAUCCCAUCUCCCAGCCCUCCUCCAUCCCUCAUAGCAGAGGUCCAUGCCCCAGACACUCCAGGAGUCCAGGGCCAAUUGCAGACUGUCAGUCUGUCAGGAACUGAAGUCCCCUUCUCACUAUGCCAAGUGGAUAUUGACUCAGGUGAACUAGAAACCAUAGAGAUACUGCCUCCCAUGCUAGUCUGGCUUCCUGUAAGCCUGGUCCCUCGGCAAACUUGGAUAGACCAAACACAAAGAAAACAACCUGAGAUGCUCUGGUUUGUGCUCCCUCAUAGGGAACUGAGUCUCUCUGGGGAGCUGGAACUUUUGGCAUGAGACACCAUCACAACCACUAACAGUGUCUACAUCUCAAGCUCAGCUGGGCUAGGCAUGGUCAGUCCUGUCCCUGGCAUGUGAGGCCUGGUGCAGCCUGAGACUCCCAGGGCCACCUCCAUCAGCCAGCACUAUCCCUUCCUCCUCCUGAUUUGGUUGCUGGGGAAACCUUCUCUAACAAUGGGGCUCAAUGAGACCUGAAUGUCUUGGGCCAUUUUUCCUGGUUGCUAAAGUGGACUCCCUAGCAAUGAGGCUUUCUGAACUUGGACCACUAGAGGACACUGGGUUAAGAAAGAAAGGAAUUCUGUAGCUCAGAGAUCUUUCCUGUCCCAGAUCUGUACCCUGUCAGGUACCCCAUGGAAAAGGAGAAACAUCUCCAGACCCUGGUUUCUCGUUCCCUUGUCCUUUGCUAAGAAGGCUCUAAAUCUGAAAUCGCCCAUGCCCACCCACCUCUUCUCCAUAGAUGCUAAGGGAAGCUACUUCGUCCAGGGCACCCCUCCUUGUGAAUCCCUUGCUAACGGAACUCCCUGGCAACAGAACUAAGAAUUCUGGGGCUGAGGUUUUGGGGCGGGGCCAAGUUGUUGCUAGGGUGAUGUCCUUCAAGGUUUCUCUCCACAGAGGGCCCAGAGGUCUGGGGAGGUAACAUGGUAGGGUCUGGGGUCCCAGCUUUGGGCCUUCUCCUGCUGAUGCUGGGCUCAGUAGAUGCGAAUGGAAUCCAGGGAUUUUUCUAUCCAUGGAGUUGUGAGGGAGAUGUGUGGGACCGAGAGAGCUGUGGGGGUCAGGCCGCCAUUGAGAACCCCAACCUCUGCCUCCGCCUGCGAUGCUGCUACCGGGACGGUGUGUGCUAUCAUCAACGGCCGGACGAAAACAUGCGCAGGAAGCACAUGUGGGUGCUGAGCUGGACCUGCGGAAGCCUGCUCUUCCUGAUGGCCAGCAUGUGCUUCUUCUGGUGGGCCAAGCGCCAAAACAUGCUGCACCUGCCACAGUUUCUCGUGGGGAAAUGCGACCUGUCACGAACAGUCUCCCUACUGUCUAAGGACCGACCAUCGGUCAGCAAGAAGUCAACCACAGCUGGCACACCCGUCUCGGUGCCCAUGGAGGUGCUCGAACACUCAGGAGGAGGCACCGAACCGGAACUUACAGAAGCCGGGGAGGAUACAGAGGGAGAUGAUGAUUAGGGGCAGCCCUAUAGGACCCCUCAAUAUAGAUAUGGCAUAUAAAUGUGUGUCUUGUUUGGAAAUCUGUUGGGAGCAGGUGGCUUUAUGGGAACCACCAUGCUCCAUGUGGGUUUCGAGAAAGCUUAUGGGGCAAGGGACUGAGUUGGCACACUGAGUUGUUAUGAUUGGGGGCCAUGAAUUAAGUGUAUGUGAGGGUCUGGUUUGAGUGAGUUCUGGGGACAGGUAGCAUGUGUCUGAAUUGUGGAAGGGGACCAGAGGUCGUUCUGGGUGAGGGAGCUUGUGGUGAGCUACAAGGAAGUGAGCUUGCAGUAGGACAACUUGGGGUAUUAGGAACAUACAUAUCCAUGGGAAGUGUCCUAGGUUGUCCUGUUUCAGGGAGCACUGCUCUCACACUUCUCCUGCCCCGUAGCACCAAUGCCUGAGUGGGUACACAACAGUAUAGGCUUGGGGCUGGAAACAGGCUCGAUGGUUAAGAGCUCUGACAGGACUUCCAGGGGACCUGAGUUCAAUCCCCAGCAACCCACAUAACAGCUCACAACUGUCUGUAAAUCCAGUUCCAGGAGAUUCGACACCCAUGGCAAAACACCAAUGUACAUUUUAAAAAAAAAAAGAGGAGUAUGGGCACCAUCCAGCAAGGACUUCAGCUGUCCUGGAGUCCCCACUGGCCAAAUCUUUUCUUGGAAGUGUGUUGUCUGCAUUCAGACUCAGCCUGCCAAUUAGCUCUCUCUCCUAGUCUUGGAGGCAUCCUGCAUCAAUGCCACCCUCGAUAAGGACCACCCUCCCGCAGUAAAUAGCUUGCAAGUAUACCCCCGUUUCUGUUCUUGGAAGACCCAAACUACCCUAAUGGAUGUCUGGGCUGGGUGCAUGGGUCUGCACUG